UUUGAACAGGCUGAUAACUGUUGGUCGUUUGAUAAUUCUUUUUAUUUUCAGAUACCAUUAUCAAUAAGCAAACAAUUUAUUUUUGAAAAUGUACAUACAUUGGUCAUAUAAACGUCACUCUCCUAACAGAUCUAAUACAUCAAGUCAAGAUGUCUUCAAACCAGUCUGAAAUCGGUAAAACAGUGUUACCGAUCAUAGAUAUGAAAAAGGUCAGUGAAGAUCGUGAAGCUGCGGCCAAAAAUGUGGUUGACAUUCUUGAAAACGUUGGAUUCGCUUAUGUUGACAAUGUAGACGGCAUUGAUUACAAAGGAUUAUGGGAUUGUUGUCAAUGGUUUUUCAAUAAACCUAUGGAAUUCAAGAAAAAAGUAAUGAGAAAGCAAUGGAAUCCAGAAAACCAAAACCUUUACAGAGGUUACUUUCCAGUUGUUGAAGGAGAGCCUAGCAGGAAAGAAGCAUUUGAAUUUGCGAGGGACGUGCCACCUAAUGAUACGUCAGUGUCGCCUUCAAACUGGUUUUAUGAGAAAUCAACAUGGCCAGAAGAAGACGGUGAUUUUCCUUUCAAGAAGUUUUUGCAGCAGCAGUAUGAGGUGAUGCAUGAGACAUGCAUGGAAAUUCUUCGGUUGUCGGCCAUAGGACUCGGAAUUCCAGAAAAUGCAUUCAUGAAUCUUUUUGAAGAUAAACCAUGUUCAACAUUUCGACUUUUACAUUAUCCUCCUUGGAAAGGCGAGCCACCAAAGAACGCAUUUAUAGAGAAUGGGAAAGUUCUCACAACACCAGAACAUAUGGAUUCUGACUUUAUGACAUUGCUUACACCGUUUAAUUUCGGUGGUUUGGAGAUAAUGCAGUCCGACGGCAAGUGGGCAGAAGUAAUGAAGCGACCAGGAAGUCUUGUGAUGAAUAUUGGUGUAACAUUCUCGCGUAUGUUAGGAGGAAGAUUCAAGGCAACUCGGCACCGUGUUAUAGAUAUUGGAGUUGAUAGAUAUUCUGUUCCAUUUUUCCUUGGUCCACGUUUUGACGGAGAUAUAGGUGUCAACUAUCUUUCUAUGUAUAAGGAAGGCGGCGAACAUCACAUUCCCGAGAGAUUUGGUCCAUGGUUAUUGCAUAGAAUGAAACAUGAGCAGAAAUACUUUGAAUACAAAGUUCUUCCGGAGAUAGACGAAUAAUGUUAAAUUUUAGUAUUACCGAUUGUGUUAAAGAACAUGUAAAAUGUUUAAGAAACGUACACUGUAUCAGAGUUACUAAUAACCAGCAAACAAUCAUCCGAUAUGAAUCAUAAAGGGAAGAGAAUAUGCAAGUGACAAUGAAUAAGAUUUCUCACAGAACAAACUGAAAUUCGACAUAAAUGGGUGACCAAAUA
Molecule: messenger RNA, 1357 nt
Organism: Ruditapes philippinarum (Manila clam)
Lineage: Eukaryota; Metazoa; Mollusca; Bivalvia; Venerida; Veneridae
Exons: 2
Coding region: 150-1163 (337 amino acids)
Molecular function (GO): dioxygenase activity
Source: RefSeq, a predicted model, not a curated record